Molecule: messenger RNA, 2050 nt
Organism: Ectocarpus siliculosus
Lineage: Eukaryota; Phaeophyceae; Ectocarpales; Ectocarpaceae
Source: the annotation of a GenBank genome assembly
AUGAAGAAGCAGUAUCGCCGCCGGCGGGCCGACUCUGAAUCCGCAGGCUCGGACGAAGAGGAGGAGGAGGAGGAGGGAGAGGAGGGAGAGGUGGUGCUGGAACAUAAACCGUCCAAAAAGAGAGAGAGGACCUCAACGAGACGCCAGAGCCCAGACAGAUCGCACCGCAGCGGUGGCGGCAGUGGACGGCGCAGUAGUAGUGGUGGCAGAACAUCGGGCAGUAGAAAACGAGACGGAGACGAUAGCAGUAGGAAGAGAAGAGACCGCGAGCGUGACCGAGGAGAUGAAGACAGCAGGCACCGCCGCAGGGAGGAAGGUAGUAGAGGAGGAGGAUCUGGUGGCAUCAGCUACGGCAACUUGGCGGUAGGGGCAGCUGGAGGCAGAGGGUCUCUUGCAGUCGACAGGGAUUGGCAGCGGGAGAGAGAAGUGGAGAGAGAAAGGGUGAGCAGCAGAAGGGACCCUCGAAGAGGGGCUGCUGCGGGCAGCAGGGAUAGCGGCGUGAACUACGGAAAGGAAGCCGACACACGGGAGAGGGACCGGGCGCGAGACAGAGAGGAGCGGGAGAGGGAGAGGGGCCGGGAGAGGGAGCGGGAAAGGGAGAGAACCAAGGAGAGAGAGAGGGAACGAGAGAAGGACAGAGAAAGGGACAGGCUGCUGCAAGAGUUGGCCGGUGACUCGGACGAGAAUCCGCCCAAGUCGAGCGGCCCAAAGGAAAAGACCGGCAUCUUCUCCUACAUCAAGAAGACAACGGCGGCCAUCAAUGGCAGCAACCCGGUCGCCGGCAGCGGUGGCCGUGACGACACCACGGCAGACGGGAGGGCAGCGGGGGCGGACGGGAGGGCUAAAGCGGCGGCGGCAAGGGCUGCUCGGCCGAACAGCGCGGCGCUGGUGAACAUCCUUCGCAGCGACCGCCGCACGAAUAUCCGGAUGGAUCGCGAACAGUUCGACGGGGCGCAGACGCGGCUGAGGAAGCUCGCGCCAGAGGGAAACGAUGUCUGCGAUAACUUCAGCACCGGCUGCCGGCCGGACAAGACCGGCAAGAAGGACCACCCGUUCGUUUGCACCCAGUGCCCGAUGAGCUUCCCCAUGGCCACGCAGCUCAGCGACCACUUGGAGCGAGCCCACGGCAUCUUCAAGCACCCGUCGCUCAUCACCCCGAACAAGACCCUGUCCGCGGGGCUCGCGGCAGAGACGUGAACCAAUCCUUCUGUUUUCGGCUGAAUUUUGAGUGGGUCGAUUGAAGUAGUGCAGGUCUCUGGUUGGUCAUGUUUUGGCAUGUCAGCUCACAAGAAAGCUCGUCGUAUUUUGUUUCGGUUGGGCGGGCGGGGAUCAGUAAAUUUUACGGCGCACGGGCCACGCAGGCUUAAAAAAAUAUUAGGCGGCCUGUGGGAUGAAGAGAUCAAUGAAACUGACUUUUUGUAUAAGGUAGCGGACAAUUUCCGUUCACUCUUCCCUCCUACAGCACAGUUAUCACAGCGUGUGAGUCGUGAAACGAACAAAGUGUUCAAUUUGAAGGAAGGGACAAAACAUGCUAUGCAUACCGCGUGGCUGCAAUUGCAACCUAUGAGAGCCAUGAUCGAAAGUGGUGUCGAAUAUGUUUUGCGGUGAUUCAUGUUUUCUCUCUCCCUUCCUGUUCCGUGGGAUACUGGUGGUGUUUGCCGCUACCGCGUUUCAAGGAAUAUGUUUUGCUAGCAGGGGGAUGGCGGCAAGUAGGUUGACCGCGUUGUGACGUUCACUCGGUAAGAGCGUCGGGUUGGCGUAGGUCGAAUGCCAUCAGCGCUAUAUCUCGGACGCACGCGCAAGGGAAGGAAAAUAGUUCGGGCCAUCACGCGGUAACUGCCGUGAAGUGGUAAAGACGUUAACUUACAGGGAACAAGGAUGGGACCCGCACGUGUAUUUGGCAGGUACUGCUGUAGUGUUGAGUGUCGUUGGAGCGGUCACAAUCGUGCCCAGAAGGGGGCUUAGGCCGGCGCGGCGACUGCUGCACCAUAUACUUUGUGGAAUUUCGGAUGACGAUACGGACGUUACGCCCGGAAUCUCGAAAUGCCCG